This is a messenger RNA of Rana temporaria (common frog), 4270 nucleotides long. RefSeq names its product oocyte zinc finger protein XlCOF22-like. NCBI's taxonomy places the organism in Eukaryota, Metazoa, Chordata, Amphibia, Anura, Ranidae. The record is from RefSeq and is a predicted model, not a curated record. Bases 93 to 2201 code for a protein of 702 amino acids. The transcript has 8 exons.
UGCUUUCUAUUAUCUUUGGGGUUUAGGGUGAAGAACUGAAAGACAUCAAAGGUGAAGAAGAAGAGAGGUUGGUGAGUGGAGAUCAGCAGUCUAUGGUGGAGGGGGAGAUGAUUAUGGAAAGUAAACAGGAGGAAUCUUCUCUCUAUAUAGAUCAGGAUGAAGAACUGAAAGACAUCAAAGCUGAGAUCAAAGAGGAAGAAGAGUCUUUGGUGAGUGGAUCUCAGCAGUCUAUGGAGGAGGGAGGUCCUAUGUAUUCCCGGAAUUCCACACAGGAGGAUCACACCAUCCCUCACCAUCAUCAGGUUGAAGAACUGAAAGACAUCAAAGCUGAGAUUAAAGAGGAAGAAGAAGAAGAAGAAGAGAAGUUGAUGAGUGGAGAUCAGCCGUCUUUGGAGGAGGGUUGUCCUCUGUAUUCCCGGGAUUCCACACAGGAAGAUCACACCAUCCCUCACCAUCAUCAGGGUGAAGAACUGAAAGACAUCAAAGGCGAAGGUAAAGAGGAGGAAGAAGAGAGGUUGGUGAGUGGAGAUCAGCAGUCUAUGGAGGAGGGGGAGAUGAUUACGGAAAGUAAACAGGAUGAACCUUCUCUCUAUAUAGAUCUUCAUGGACACUGUGUACGGAAUAUGAACACCUCAGAUGGACACUGUGUACGGAAUAUGAACACCUCAGAUGGACACUGUGUACAGAAUAUGAAUACCUCAGAUGAACACUGUGUACGGAAUAUGAAUACCUCAGAUGGACACUGUGUACGGAAUAUGAACACCUCAGAUGGACACUGUGUACGGAAUAUGAACACCUCAGAUGGACACUGUGUACGGAAUAUGAACACCUCAGAUGGACACUGUGUGCAAAAUAUGAAUACCUCAGAUGGACACUGUGUGCAAAAUAUGAAUACCUCAGAUGGACACUGUGUACAGAAUAUGAAUACCUCAGAUGAAGAUCUUAUUUUAUUUCCAGGUUAUGGACAAGUUAAUGGGACAGCACAUUCGCCAAGAACAAAUUCCUUUGGUCAAAAUAUACAUCACAGACCAUAUUGUUUGGCAAAAUCAAUGGAUCCAUCUAAUCCUGAGGUUCAUAAUAUGACUUCAGAUUCUCAUCUAAAAAUUCACAGUGUGGGUAGAUCAACAGAUCCCUCUAGUAAGUCUUCUUUAAAUCAUGAAGGAGAUCGUAUAGCAGGCAAUUCAUUGUCAUGUUUAGAGUGCGGGAAACCUUUCACUGACAACAGAGCCCUUCUUAGACACCAGAGAACUCACACACGUGAACAUCUUUCUUCCUCAUUGGAGUGCGGGGAUUUUUCCACAAAGAAAGGAGACUGUUCUACAGACCAGAUAAAUUGCAUAAGUGAGCAUCCCUUUUCCUGUUCAGAGUGUGGAAAAUGUUUCAACAGGAAAGGAAAACUUGAUAGACACCAGAGAAUUCAUACUGGUGAACGUCCUUUUUCAUGUUCAGAGUGUGGGAAAUGUUUCACGCACAAAGAGAACCUUCUUAGACACCAGAGAAUUCACACAGGUGAACGUCCUUUUCUGUGUUUAGAAUGUGGGAAAUGUUUUGCUAAGAAAGAAAAACUUAUUUCGCACCAGAGAACUCACACGGGCGAGCGUCCUUUUGCUUGUCCAGAGUGCGGGAAAUAUUUUACUCAGAAAAAAGUCCUCCUUGUACACCAGAGAAUUCACACAGGUGAGCGUCCUUUUUCCUGUUCUGAGUGUGGGAAAUGUUUUACAGCGAAAGGAGGCCUUCUUAGACACCAGAGAAUUCACACACAUAAGCGUCCUUUUUCCUGUUCAGAGUGCGGAAAAUGUUUCACUCAGAAAGAAAUCCUCAUAAUACACCAGAGAAUUCACACAGGCGAACGUCCUUUUUCCUGUUUAGAGUGCGGAAAAUGUUUCACAGAGAAAGGAGGUCUUCUUAGACACCAGAAAACUCAUACACAUGAGCGUCCUUUUUCUUGCUCCGAGUGUGGGAAAUGUUUCAUUGUGAAAGAAAAACUUCUUAGACACCAGACAACUCAUACACAUGAGCGUCCCUUUUCCUGUUCAGAGUGCGGAAAAUGUUUUACUCAGAAAAGAAUCCUCCUUAUACACCAGAGAAUUCACACAGGCGAGCGUCCUUUUUCCUGUUUAGAGUGCGGGAAAGGUUUCACAGACAAAGGAGGCCUUCAUAGACACCAGAAAAUUCAUACACAUCAGCGUCCUUUUUCCUAAUCUGAGUGCUGGAAAUGUUUUAAUAAGAAAAUAGAACUUUUUAUACACCAGAAAAGUCACACAGGUGAGCACCCUUUCAAAUGUUCAGAGUGUGGGAAAUGUUUCAUGCAAAAAGGAGACCUUCCUACACGUAAGAAAAUUCACACGGACGAACGUCUGCUUUUCUAUUUUGAGUGUGGAAAAUAUUUUACUCAGAAAAGCAUAAUACUUACAUAAGAGAAUUCAUGAGGGUGACUAUUAUUUUUCAUAAACUUCUUGGAAAGAAAGCUUGGUUGGACACCAGAAAAUUCACUGCUGAAAAGCAAAGAAUCCUUUCUGUAUACAGAAGGUAAACCUUUUUUCCUUAAAGAACACACUGUCUGUGCUGCCCUGACUCCAGACAGAGAACUUCACAUCACUCAGUAAGGAAAAGAUUAUGAAACCUGAACUGUUGACAGUAAGAAUAUCAUCGAUGUAUCUAUUCCACAACCCAAUGGUUCCAGCAAUGGUGUUGAAGGUAUUCUUCCAGUUUUCUGUGAGGCCGUAUAUUUGCGUAUCCUCCAUUGUUUCGGGUGAUGCGCCACAUGGUGUGCACCCAGCACAGAGACCAGGAUCUCACGGACAGCCCCGGGCCCGUAUUAAUGAUCAGGACCUGGAACUCCCGAUUCCAGACCACCUGAUUGCUUUGAUAGUCUCUGGUUGGUUAUCACAGUGAUCAGUCACUGAAGCCCGCCCCCCAUUUUUUUUUGUGUGAAUGAAGGAGAGAGAUAGGUAGUCUGGCCAUGGUGUUAGACCUGCGACAUGAAGCUGUCUUCUACAACCUCACCUUAGUAGCAGAGUUUGGCUGUUCCUCACCUAGUUUUUGAAAUGUAAUCUAUUUUUUUUUUUAACAGAGGUAAUCUUUAUUUUUAAGUUUAACCUCUUCACGCCCACUGCAUGCAAAUAUCAGAUAGCCAAUCAGAAGCUAUCACCGUGAUCAGUCACUGUUAAGCCUGCCCUCCCAUUUUUUUCAUUGUGAAUGGAGGAGAGAGAUACAUAGUUUUUCCAUGGUGUAUCACCUGUGACAUGAAACUGUCUUCUACAACAUCACCUUUGUAGCAGAGUUUGGCUGUUCAUCGCCCAGUUUUUUAAAUGUAAUCCUUAUUUUAAGUUUAACCCCCUUUAUGCCGACCGCACGCAUGCAUAUAUUCGGCCCCACUGAACUGGGCUUUUUUCAGUGGGGCUGCAUAUAUGCAUAUCUCCCUUUGUGCUGGGAGCGCAUCACACAGCGCACUCCAUGCACAGAGAUCGCGGUCUCACUGAGAGCCCCGGGCCCCAUACUAAUGAUCAGGACCUGAAUCUCCUGAUUCCAGGUCACCUGAUCGCUGUGAUAAUCUCUUCUUCCUUGUGUGUGUGUGUUGUAUCAAUAGGUAGGAUAAAAAAAAUGCUAUUCAUGCUAUUCUUGGAGAGAAAGCCUGGCUAGACACCAGAAAAUUCACUGCUGAAAAGCAAAGAAUCCUUUCCGUAUAGGGAGGGUGAACCUUUUUCCCUCCAAAAAUACACAGUCUGGUCUGCCCUGACUCCAGACAGAGAACUUCACAUCAUUCAGUAAGGAAAAGAUGAUGAAACCUGAACUCUUGACAAUAACAACGUCAUCAAUGUAUCUACCCCACAACCCAAUGGUUACAGCAAUGCUGGCGAAGGUAUUCUUCCGAUGCCGAAGGGAAGAAAGCAUGAAAAUAGGAGUAAAACAGCAUGGUGAGCUGACCAUAGACACAAUAAUAUUGUUCCAGAUUCUCACCCAGUUUUAUGCCUCCUACACAGCUGUUUCCGCUUCAUGGAAUGACUGCGUUUCAACCUACAUAUGCAAUUGAUGAUCAUUAGCACCUGCUUGGCAUAAUUAAUUAAUCAUACAUCUGACUCCAAUCCUACAAAAUCCCUGACUGUGUGAGUUUGCUCACUUUGCAUUUUGUAAAAUUUAUAAAAAAAAAAAACAAUUAAAUAUAUAUUUUUGAAAUCAUUUUUACUUUACAGCAUUUCUUCACACCAAAUAUUGAUUGAUUUCAUUUGAAAUUCUCUCCUCUUCAGUCACUUUCUAUUUUGUUCAAUGA